Solanum tuberosum (potato) is the source of this 1543-nucleotide messenger RNA. RefSeq lists its product as uncharacterized. Lineage: Eukaryota; Viridiplantae; Streptophyta; Magnoliopsida; Solanales; Solanaceae. The transcript is spliced from 2 exons. Bases 238 to 1290 code for a protein of 350 amino acids. The record is from RefSeq and is a predicted model, not a curated record.
UUAUAGAUAUGCAUUAGUUUGAAUUUUGAAUUGAAAAGAUCUGGUAUACAGUUUGUCUCCUAUAGGACUCUUCUAGGUAUAGAAUUUGUGUCCUUGUAGGAGUUAACCACAUCAGUUGUUCCUGUACUUUGUAUCUAUAAAAAGAGCGUCUUGCUCUUUCAUUAAUAAUAAGAUUGAUACUCUGUUUUACCAAUUUAUCAUGGUAUCAGAGCAGCAGUAAACAAUAACAAAAUAAUAAUGACGGGGAACGAUAAUGAAGUAGCCAAUUCUCCAUACACGCUGCAACCAACUGAUAACCCUGGAGUGUCUCUGGUCACAUGUUUGCUCACACAAGAUAACUAUUCUACAUGGCGGAGGGCCAUGAGAAAUGCUUUGUUGGCUAAGUCAAAGUUAGGCUUUGUUGAUGGUAGUCUUCCGCGACCAACAACAAGCUCUACAAACGAAGCUGCCUGGAUUAAGGGAAAUUCCAUGGUAAUAUCUUGGAUUUUUAACUCUCUUCAUCCCUCACUUCACAGUAGUGUAGCUUUUUUUGAUACAGCAGGUGAACUUUGGAAAGAUUUAGAGGAGAGAUUUUCACAAGGGAAUGCUCCUCGAGUUCACCAGUUGAAGAUAGAGAUAGUGAAUACACAACAGCAGGAUCAAACAAUGAGUGUUUACUACACCAAAUUGAAGGGAUUAUGGGAUGAGUAUGGAUCGUAUUGUCAGUUACCAAACUGCAGUUGUGGUGCCAUUAAGGAAUAUGCAGCAGAAAGGGAAAAAAAGAAGGUUCAUCAGUUUCUUAUGGGAUUGAAUGAGAAAUUUAAUGUUGUUCGAUCUCAGAUUUUAAAUACUGAACCAUUACCAUCUCUAGCCCGUGUGUAUGGACUAGUUUCACAGGAAGAACGACAACAACAACUCACUACAAGCAAAGGAAAUAAUUUAUUGGAGGGGGCAUCAUUUGCUUCAAAGAGAAACACCAAUACUUUCAAUUCUCGUCAAUUGUCAGGUAACCGUGAUGUCUCUAAACUAUUUUGUGAUCACUGUAAACGAUGGAGACACACCAAGGACAAAUGUUUUGAACUACAUGGCUAUCCAGAUUGGUGGGAAAACAAUAGAAAAGGAAAAGGUAAGUCAGCUAAUUCCAGUCGAACAUCAGAAGUUGAACGUGUGGAUUACUCCCCAAUAAGUGGUUUAUCAAAAGAACAAUAUAACCAGCUUAUGUCUCUUUUAAGCCUUGAAAACUCCAAGGGUAUCGAUUCAAUGGCUAAUUUUGCUGGACUUAGCCACGAGGAAGCUGAUUGGCAUGGGUAAACUGAAGAAUAGCUUUUAUUAUUUCCAAAGUCAAGCACUAGUUUCAGCUCUUUUGUCAAAUAAAGACCAAACUAUUUUGUGGCAUCAACGUCUUGGUCAUGUAUCUUUUAGUCGUUUGUCUUUCAUUUCAGAACUUCAGUUUUUUAAUUUUAAUAAGUUAGAUGAUUAUUGUGAUGCUUGCCACCGAGCUAAGCAAAUUCGGAAGUCAUUUCCUGUUAGUUCUAUUAAAUCUAAUGAAGCUUUUGAUUUGAUU